Molecule: messenger RNA, 534 nt
Organism: Mitosporidium daphniae
Lineage: Eukaryota; Fungi; Microsporidia
Exons: 2
Coding region: 1-534 (177 amino acids)
Source: RefSeq, a predicted model, not a curated record
AUGUCUAGUUCGGCUUCGCUGGAGCAGGUUUCCAAAUUUAUUGCUUCUGAUAACAUGAAGGAUAUUAUCCCCAAACUGGUGUUCUUACAAAAGCACAAGUCACUUUCUGAGGAAUUUAUUGAGAAUGCCAAAAAUCUUGCGCUCAAAUCAUUGACGGGGUGGAUAACUGCCGAUCAAGAAGCAAGACUAUCGAAAAUUGCGUCGCUUCAUCUAUUAUUGUCAUCCACAAAAAGAUCACUAUCGGCAGGAUUUGAAAAUCACCAAACAAAUCUUAUCACGGAGGCACUUUGUGGACUCGAAGAGAGCAUUUCUACAGCCGAUUUAACCCCUCCUCAGUGUUUCCAAAAGAAGAAAGAGGAUCUGAUUAGGGCAGUCAAGCGAUUGUCUUCCACUAUUGUAUGCAUGGAAGAUCAAGUCCGGCAGCAAAGAUUUUAUAUUCCAGACCGACAAAUCCUCGCUCAUAUUAAGCAAAUCAAAUCGGACAUUUUGCGCCGGAGAAGGAUGACGUCGUUGCCUCGACUUGUUGGGCUGUAA